AUGGAGAGCUCACGUCCCCGGAAUCGAAGGCCCGUAACCUAUGGGUCCGCUGCUAGGAGCCAAUCUCGCCCGGACAGUGCCAAAUCUACGCGUUCCUCCUCAACCGCAAGAACUCCCAAAGAAGCAACCUUGCCAAGUACUUCGCGUAAUUCGCGAUUGAUUACCUCCAAGUUACAGCGCAAUAAGAAUGAGAUCAAGCAACCGGCUACAUCCAUCAAUGAAUCAACCCCAAGCACUCUAGCACGACCACAGCUUGACCAAGAUUCCAGCGUGUAUGACUUUCCCUCUUCAGAUGAGGCGCAGACUCCUAUCGGCCGGCGCAAGCGAAGGCGUCAUAAUGCCGAAGACAAAGAAGUUCCUGUGCCUCUACAACAUACAACCUCAAAAGAAUCUCCCUAUGACGCAAAACCAAAAACGGUAGACGGUGGACAUAGUAAUAUGCGAGAUCGCCGGAGAACAUUGAAAAAAGAUCAAGAUAUCCAUUGCAUGAGGGCGGUCAAUGAUUCGGGGGUCAGCAAGUCAAUCUUACGACAGACGAAUGAGUUCUCUAUUUCUGGUAAGUCGGGCCCUGGGAGAUUCUCUUCGCCAGUGAGAGAUCCUGAGCCCACUGAGUCGCCCAAGCCUCGGAAGCCCUCGCCGAAAACCCACAAAGCCUCACAUAUCGCCACUGAGAACGUUACUCCCGGUCGAAGGAGGCUUAUUGACUCACUGGGAAUAACAGGCUCUCCAGUUGAACCGUCGCCAACAAUUCCUGCCGAGAGCCAGCUAACUCCAAAUCGAGGUUCUCGCAAUACGCCUCUGAGCGAAGUGCCUGUGAACGACAGUCAACCCGAGAGUCAGACUCAAGAUACCCCUGCCCCUGUACCAUCUCAUGCAAGAGGAUCCCAGGUCACAUAUGCACGCCAGCGGUCCUUCCUUGACGAUCUCUCCAUGACAGAUGAACUUCAAGCGGCAAACAUAUCUUCUGAACUGGAAUUUCCUACUAAGCCAGUUCAGCGACAGCUGAAAUAUGAUGCUCCUCCGAUGACUCGUGUGAUUGUGGCUGAUCAAGAAACCAAUGAAGAUGGAUCUGUUCGCAGUAUUCAUGAACUCAGACAGGCGGGUGGAAAUGCUAGGUACCGAGGUGCUGUUGAGUCCAUAUUUGAAGACAUUGAAGAUCCUCAAAACUCGCUAUCGGGUCGAUGCAAUGCUUUUGUUCUACUUUGCCACAAACUCCUGGAUACUGGGGCUCGACACCGAUUUGUCGAGUGCAAUUUUGACAAACGAUUAGUGGAUUGUCUUUCAGUUGAACUUCGGGUUAUUCCAGUUAUCCUGGCCUUCUGUGCAUACGCACUGGUAUCCUCCGAUGGGAAUUUGUCAUAUGUGCUUGCUACUUCUGCAUGGCCUAGACUUCUGGAGACAUCAUCCGUUCUGUUGGACAUUCAGGAUGAUAUAUCAGUGGUGAAAGAUGCCGAAACCAACGGACUUUCUCGACCCCUGCAGAAGAAAAUUCAAAAUAUUGUCCCGGAAGUGUCCUCGGUGCUAUUCCACAACCCUGCGUUACUAAAACUUUCUCCUUGCAUUCUGGCCUUAUACUGCAUGAAAUCGACCAUAUCGAUCAUGCAAACCAAAGGCGAGAGUCCUAGCCUUUCCACGAGUCUUCUCAAAUUAUUGGUCAAAAUUCUAUUAUCAGAAAGCUCGCUCUGUGUUUCUCAGAAGACAGUCUCAACCGAAAGCUCUCAAAAGCUAGGAUUAGGCUUCGCAAUUCUGGAUGCCUCGACUGCAUCAGCCGUGUUCAGAAAUGAACAUCAGGAUCUGCUUGGUUCACUUUCCGGGCUCCACAGCCUACUCUACCUGAAGAGCUUACAUGCGGACCCUGUUAGCCAAAAAAUCAACACUCUCUAUAUCCGGGUCAUUCUCAAUGUCACCAAUAGUGAUGGUUUGCUCUGCGACAAAUUCGCAAACCCGGAGCUGGUGGGAGGUUUGGUCGAUGUGGUGUUAGCAAAUUUUGGUGACCUUACCGAAGAUGCACUUGGCCAGGAAAACAACUCCCUGGACAGUGUGAUAUUAGCUCUUGGCGCUCUCACUAACUUGUCUGAACGAAGUGAAGAGUCAAGAUCAAUUUUCCUCAGGCCCGUUGACUCCAGCAGUUCUUUUCUUGACCGACUCCUACACCUAUUUAUGACCAAUGUUGAUUCCAUCUCCAUGGCUCAUUCGGUCUUGGAAGUACAUCAUAAUGUCGCCGUGGGAUAUUUAGCAGUCCUUCUUCUGACACUUUGCCUGCACAACAGUGCUCGGUUGAAGAUCAAGAACUCACUUGUUCCAAAUGGUCUGGUAGCAGUGACCUCGACUGUCGAUGAGUUUCUCCAAUACCACCAGAAAAUUGAAGAAGAACUCUCCCAAUUCCCGACAAAAGGACAACCGGCGAGCGGAUUCCUGUCUAGGCUACAGGAGCUUGUGGCCCAGGUUCGACAGAUCGAUUUAUGA
Messenger RNA from Penicillium nucicola, 2466 nucleotides. Its product is annotated as WAPL family protein. The transcript has 2 exons. The record is from RefSeq and is a predicted model, not a curated record. Bases 1 to 2466 code for a protein of 821 amino acids. NCBI's taxonomy places the organism in Eukaryota, Fungi, Ascomycota, Eurotiomycetes, Eurotiales, Aspergillaceae.